This is a messenger RNA of Onthophagus taurus, 872 nucleotides long. The record is from RefSeq and is a predicted model, not a curated record. Lineage: Eukaryota; Metazoa; Arthropoda; Insecta; Coleoptera; Scarabaeidae.
GUCUCCGGUAUUCGGAUUUCCUAUUCUUUCUGACUCACCCUGUAUAACAGGACGGGAAUAAAAGAGAUGGAGCAAGAUCAACGAAGAAAGAUCCAUUUUAUGAUGACCCUUAAUGAAGUGAAGAAAAUAUUGUGGUCGUUCGAGAAAGUGUGCGUGAGCAGUCGCACCCAGUUGAACAUCAGUGUGACCAGUUUGUGGCGAAUUUCGCGGAACGAUUUGGCUCUCCGCUCGUAUAACAUUGCGUUGACUCAAGAACUGAAGCCACCCGACCAUUUUAAGCGUCGCAAAUUAGCUAAUUGGGCUCUGCACCAGAUACAAGCUGACGAUGACAUUCACAAGAAAAUCAUCUUUUUGGGUGAAGCCCACUUUUGGCUUGAUGGUUUUGUCAACAAGCAAGCUUGUCGCAUUUGGACUAGUGAGCAGUGUGAAGACACAAUAUAUGAUAUCGGAAUAUUCUUGGGACCAGCUCGACGCUAUGAACUUGGUUCCAACAGGAUGGUCCAACGUGCUAUACAGCUACGACUCAAUCGAAUUAUUGAAGACCAAGGUUGGAGAGCGAGUUAACUCACUCACGCAACGAUGCUCGGGAAUGGCCGCUUCGUUCGUGCGAUUAGUAUCGCACUGUCGCUAGUCUAUGCCAAUAAGCCAGCAACGUUAGAAGAGCUGCAGGCCAACAUUGAACGCGAAAUUCCUGGUAUCAGCCGAAUCCCAAAAUUGUACGUGUAUCGUAAAUUGUAAAUUGAUGUCGUAUUCCAUAAAUAAUAACAUCAAUUUAUACUUUCAUUUGCAAAAAAAUCAUUUUCAUAAGUAACCCACAAGUCUUAUAAUUGAAAAAAUAAAAUGCGUCGCUCUUAAUGAAAAACUCUUUAUAU